UUGCUCAUCUGCCUGAACUCACUGAGGGUUGGGACUGUUUCACACAUGCAGUAUUGGCACUUAGACUUAAUGUUGAAUGAAGGGGAGGCAUUUUAAAAUUCACAUCAAAAAACUGUUAUUCUUUAAAAAAAAUACUAAUCUACAAGGUCACUUCCCCUCCAAGCAUGACGUCUACCUUUACUUUCUGAUAAUCAUGAUCGGCUUGUGGGGAUCAAGAUUACUCAGGAUUAAAUUCUGGCCCCAUCUUGAGCCGUCAUGGAAACUUGGGGAAGCUACUUAACUUCUCCAUCUAGAUUGAUUCUGCAAAAUCCGUAAAAUGGAAUGGUUUCUGGGGGUUAAAUUAGUAUACCACUGUUGGAAUACUGUCAGGCUUGCCAGAUAUUUACUGUUCAUCUUCAUCAAAUGAGGACAGUGGUAUCCCACUAUAUGGUUUUCAAUUUUGUGUAAGAAAAACGUGCUUUAUGCAUUGUUAGUAAAAGAAAUAUCUGAAUAUCCCUGCCAUGGAAGAAAGAAACAGAGGGAGAAAAGAGAGUUGGUGCCCAAUGGGGAGCAAACUGACUUGCUGCCUGGGCCCCAGCGGGGGCCUCAACUGUGACUGCUGCAGGCCAGAUGUGGGACCCUGCCAUGAGUGUGAGAUUCCUGAGACUGUGGCAGCCACAGCACCAGCAUCCACCACUGCAAAGCCUGCCAAAUUGGAUUUGAAAGCUAAGAAGGCCCAACUCAUGCAGUACCUCAGCCUCCCGAAGACGCCGAAGAUGCUGAAGAUGUCCAAAGGUUUGGACGCCCGCUCCAAGCGCUGGUUAAAAAUAAUAUGGAGACGGCACGGGAUUUGGCCUCUAGAAAAUAUAGGUCCCACUGAAGAUGUGCAGGCGUCUGCACACGGCGGUGUGGAGGAGAAUAUGACAUCAGAUAUUGAAAUACCUGAGGCCAAGCACGACCACCGUCCCACUGAAGAUGUGCAGGUGUCUGCACACGGCGGUGUGGAGGAGAAUAUAACGUCAGAUAUUGAAAUAUCUGAGGCCAAGCACGACCACCAUUUGGUCGAAGAUCUCAGUGAAAGCCUAUCUGUCUGUCUUGAAGACUUCAUGACAUCGGAUCUCAGUGAAAGCCUAUCUGUCUCUCUUGAAGACUUCAUGACAUCAGGUCUCAGUGAAAGCCUAUCUGUCUCUCUUGAAGACCUCAUGACACCGGAGAUGGCAAAGGAGAGAUAUGAAGAUUACCUCUGCUGGGUUAAGAUGGCACGGUCUCGGCUCAAUGAACCCAUCAGCAGCCAGGUUCUAGGACUUCUCCGGCUUUAGUGUUCCAAGUAGCUGGGAUUACAGACGCCUGCCAUCACGCCCAGCUCAAAUCAUUUUAUGAAUGCAUAUUUCCAUCUGGGUGAAAAAAAAAUCACAAGCCUCUCUCUCUUCCUACUGAGCACCUGUGAACAGUGACCUGCAGUUUGUGGCUGCAGCCAGUCCUCUUGCAGCCUGGUGUUCUUACAUUUCAUUCUGAGGCUCACAUUCUCAGUCACCAUGCAGAAGAACACCCGCCCCAUCCUGGGUCAUUACAGAGUGGGUCAAUCCAUCUGCUGCAUCUGAAGAGCUGGGUCCAGCUUCUACAGUGAAUCCAUAUAUUUCUGUAUUUCCUGGAUAAGGAAGAGCAAAGGAGCUGAGCUGGUGGAGGAAGAAGAACUAAUAUUAACUGACUCCUUAUUUUGUGCUAGUACUGUGCUAGUUACAUAUUUUAUCUCAUGUAAUUCUUACCAAACUGUAAGGGGGUUUCGGAGUGAUGGAGACAAUAUUGAUGUUAUCUCCAUUUUAGGGUGAGAAAAUAAAGGCUCAGAAAUGUUA
This is a messenger RNA of Homo sapiens (human), 1832 nucleotides long. It is a transcript of the gene C22orf42, whose product is annotated as chromosome 22 open reading frame 42. The transcript is spliced from 10 exons. The record is from RefSeq and is a predicted model, not a curated record. The coding region runs from base 501 to 1298 and encodes 265 amino acids. Lineage: Eukaryota; Metazoa; Chordata; Mammalia; Primates; Hominidae.